Molecule: messenger RNA, 1321 nt
Organism: Astyanax mexicanus (Mexican tetra)
Lineage: Eukaryota; Metazoa; Chordata; Actinopteri; Characiformes; Acestrorhamphidae
Product: receptor-type tyrosine-protein phosphatase H
Exons: 10
Coding region: 414-1307 (297 amino acids)
Biological process (GO): protein dephosphorylation; negative regulation of MAP kinase activity
Molecular function (GO): protein tyrosine phosphatase activity
Source: RefSeq, a predicted model, not a curated record
GGAAUGUGAAUGUGACUGCACUCUGUUGGGAUUUACAGAGUAACUCAUCCUCAGUUACCUGUCUGACUGACCCUUCAGGAGUUAUAACAGGGGUUGUGGUAGCUGGUCUAGUGGUCAUCAGUAUCCUGUGUAUCAGCAUCUUUAUAUGGUGUCGCAGGACAGAGCUUUCCAGAACAAUUCCACAGAAACAGUUUCCAAAAUACUUUAAAUCCAAGAGUCGUGAUGAGAACCGUGGCUUCAGAGUGGAAUUUGAGGAGUUAAAAUCUGUGGGUACAGAUCAGAGCUGUACAGCUGCUUUCCUUCCUAAAAACCAGAGCAAAAAUAGAUUCAGCAACAUUCUGGCCUAUGAUUCAUCUCGUGUGAAGCUCACUGUAGAGAACAGUGAUGACUCUGACUAUAUCAAUGCAAACUACAUGCCUGGAUACGGCAUUGACAGCAGGCAGUACAUAGCAGCUCAGGGUCCUCUGGCUUCUAUGGUUGGUGAUUUCUGGAGAAUGGUGUGGGAACAGAAGUCUCAGGUCAUUGUGAUGCUGAUUAACUGUACAGAGAGUGCACGGAUUAAGUGUGAACAGUACUGGCCAGAGAACCGCAGUCCCUGUGCUUAUGGCAACCUGAUGAUCAGUGUCCAAUCAGAGCAGAAAGUGAAAAGCUGGACUGUGCGGGAAUUUAGUGUGAAAGAUACUGUAAGUUCUGAUGAGCGGAAAGUGCAUCACUUCCAGUUCACAGCUUGGCCUCAUAUUGGAGUUCCCUGUGACACUGAGGAGCUGAUGCAGUUCAGAGGGAUUGUCCGGCAGCACAUAGAGAGUUUCUCAUCCACAGGACCUACAGUAGUGCACUGCAGUGCUGGAGUGGACAGGACUGGAGUUUUUAUCGCUCUGGAUACAGUACUGCAGCAACUUGAGAAAGAGAAAGCAAUUAGCAUUGCUGCCUGUGUACAUCGCAUGAGGCUCAACCGACCCCUUAUGGUGCAGACUGAGGAUCAAUAUGUGUUCCUGCACCAGUGUGUCAUGGAUUUGCUUCAGUCAAAGAAUAACUUUAUCUCAAAGUCUGCAUAUGAAAACCCAAACAUUUAUGAAGACCCAGAUAUGCAUGACAAUUCUAAUUCCUAUGAAAAUACAGAAAUCAGUGACAUUCCAGAUAUCUAUGAAAUUCCAGAUAUCAGUGAAAUUCCAGAUAUCUAUGAAAUUCCAGAUAUCAGUGAAAUUCCAGAUAUCUAUGAAAUUCCAGAUAUCAAUGAAAUUCCAGAUACGGACUAUGCAGUUUCUUUUGAGCUCCCACCAUAUCAUACAGAAAACUCAAGUGUAUAAACAGUUUGUGCGCA